This is a messenger RNA of Vicia faba (fava bean), 471 nucleotides long. NCBI's taxonomy places the organism in Eukaryota, Viridiplantae, Streptophyta, Magnoliopsida, Fabales, Fabaceae. The record is from the annotation of a GenBank genome assembly.
AUGGACAUUAUUGGCCACAAAUACACUUGGAAAUGCCAUAUUCAUCAUGGGGGAGUCCAUAUUUAUGAAAUGAUCGAUAAAGCUUUGUGUAAUGUUGAGUGGAGAAUGCUCUUUCUUGAUGCUCAUGUCAAAACUUUGCUAAGGGUUGACUUUUCCGACCAGCACCCUCUCCUAAUUUCAUUGAAAGAUCUCCCUUGGCAAAGGAGUCCUAUAAAUUUCAAGUUUGAAUCCUCCUGGACCGUUGAAGAAUAUUUCGAAGCCAUGCUUUCUAGUACGUGGAAGCAGCAUAACAAUCUCAUUUCGAACCUUGAUCAUGUCAAGAGUGAAGCCAACAGAUGGAACCUUAACACCUUGAAAAUCAUCACUCAGAAGAAGAAUAAGCUCUUGGGCAGAAUUUUGGGGAUUCAAAAGAUCAUCCAAGAGGGUAGAAGCCAUCCAGAUUUAGAGAAAAUGGAAUCCAAGUUACAAUAA